UACAAAGUCAUCACGCGUAAAAAGCCAGGUAGAGUUGCAGCAUUGACAAAAUCCUUACGUGUAGCCCGAGGCGCCCAAGGCAGAUGUCUACAUAUUGACAGCUCAAUGCCCACUGUCAACCGACGUGGGUCGCCGGAUCCUCCAGCUUCAAACUUUUGACACUAAGGGGUAAAAAGAUAUCUAUCACAUCACUUCCCUUUGAUCAUUCCAGUGGCAUCGUCAUCCUCUGCUCUCCACCCCUGGGCCUAACGCUUACAGCUGGGUCAACCGUUGGCACCACUGGUAAGCUAGCCUCCAAGUACCGCCUCUGCACUACUUACUUUCGAGUACAUGCUUCAAGUAUGUACACACUGCGCACUUGUCCAAGGCUCUCUGCACUUCUACCUAGACAAUUCCUUCGCAACGGACGCUGAUUAUCAACUUUGCAGAUCGCACCCACCAACAAGUUGCCCUCUGCAGAUCGACGUGCCCGCCUGAGGUCGACGGACUGUCUGAGGACGCGAUGAACGAUUCUCGAGUAGAACCUGAGAUGCUUGAACAGUAAAUGAUGGACGGAUACUGCAGACAAGCUGAGGAUCCAACACACAGCUUGCAAUCACUCCCAGACGAUCACGAUGAGGCGACAUUCAACAAGCCGUGUUCAUUCGGCCUGCUCUCCUAUCGACCUUGAGAAUUAUCAGUCUCUCCCACCUGCUCUUCGUCGAAAAUACUUCAGCAGUUUGGAACGUCUCAGAUUGGCACAAGAUGGCAAUGACUGCCUACCACCUCCUGCUCCCUCCUCUCGCUUGUCCAUCCAUCGACCAAACAACCGUCCUCAUCACACCUCUCCAUUCCUCUCCCGUCUCUCCCAUCUCGACAAUAGCUCAUUGCAACCUAACUCGCGGCUGACUGGGAACCGACUUCACAAAAAGCUACGCCCUCCGAAGACCAUUGUUGAACCAAUACCCGCGCCCUCGAUACACUGGUUUACCUCUCUCCCGCUGCCUGUUCAGCGCAGGCUCUUCUCCCGACAAGAGUGUGAUCAAUACUCCCGCACCACCAACGCCCUCAUCCUUGACGCUGCAGACGAGACACUCCGCCGACGAAGCUGGCACGCCAACAGAUCGCUUGGGCUGGUGUUACACCCGAAGCAGUCACGCGCUGAUCUUUCAAAAGACGACUUUGGAUACCUCUGUGAGGAGGACAUUGACUCUGGCGUGGACAUGGGUGACUACACCGUCAACAACUUUCCUUGGAUGGAAAAUGAUAGAGAACUUGAUUUGAGACUCGUCGACUAUCAUGAAGCCAUAGCUCAGACGGCUCGCCGCACAUCUAUGAUGGGAGACGCACGGAGACCAUCUCGACGGAAAACCUCAUUGUCCAGCAUCUCUAUUCGACUUGGACGUACAUCAACUUCGUCUUCAAGAGUACAGGUGGACUCGCCUCCCAUGCCAGGUUUGCCCAUCGCCACUUCCGGGACCACUUCUCCAUCACUUCCUAUGCAGCAUAUCAGGUCACAGGCCUCCUUUUCCUCCGUCGACCCUCGCCCCACACAUUAUCAGGACCCUGCGGCUCGGUUAAAGUUGCGCCUAUACCUCGCUUCACCUCAAAAGUUUGAUGAAGCUGUCGAGUUUGGGUUCCCAGCGGUGCAAGCAAAGAGUCCAAGAACUCCUGUCCGACCAAUGACCAGCCCUGCGCGAGCCGAGGAUAACAAUCGAACCUUCUUCCACGAUGACACGCCCGAAUUGUCUGGAGAUGAAGGCGAUGAUCUCGAUGAACCCGACCACAUGUACGAUCCAAGAACGCCUGAAGAUCCCUUCUUUCACAUGCAUCGGCCGACACCCAAAUUGAGCGUGGACGGAUUGAGUGUCAUGAGACCAUCGAUUCCGCGGCGACUGCCCGAAGCCUACGGACGAGGAACAUCAUCGGAUCGAGAAAUGACCUUGCACAUGACUCUGACGAGACCAGAUCUGCGAGAUCCCGAGGCCAAACUCUCAGAGCCAGCAAACAUCAACAAGAUACCUCUCGACCGCCCAGAGCUACAUUUAGAUGGCGAUCCAACCUCAAUAUGGGAUACCUUGCCUGCCGAAGAAUCCAAGGUCAAAAGACUCCUUCGCAAGUUAAGACUCAAAUAAAGGCACAGACAACCUAUUUGGCGGUGCAUUAGAUCAUCCUCUACACUGCGAAGUAAUGUCUGACACGAUCAUAUCUGUGCAUUUGGGAUCGAGCGUCGGCGUUGGAAGGAUCAACCCUUGGGGCACGCACCAUGCGAUUUAUGGCAUGAGGAACAGGGAUCAAAAUGGAGGAAACGGUAUGACUCAGACGAUGGCACUCGGCUGCUGACUGCCGAUCGUACAGAUCGAUCAUGCCAAGCGGUGUUUGAGGUUUGAGAAAGAAGAGGUGUGCAUUAAUGACAGCGAGGCCGACGUUUUUUAAAACCAAGUCAUUGCGAGAUGAUCAAUAGAGCACUGCUACACUACUUAGUCAUUAAUUAGAAGGCAAGAAACCUGCCAGACCAUACAAUGUUGAUUGAGGCCUGGUCAGGUAUUCCCGUAGUACCAUACCAUGGUUACCUACAUAGGUUAUUGCGACCUCAUAUAUGACUUGUUGGAUGCUGUCCCCUGAAGUCUGGGUCAGGGUCUCUCUGAGAUGGCCAAUGAUAAAGUGGAAGGGUUACCGUCGUCGUACGUGGCCAUCAGCUCUGAAGACUUGUCAUAUGCGUGGACCUCAUCCCCCAUACUU
Exophiala mesophila is the source of this 2721-nucleotide messenger RNA. RefSeq lists its product as uncharacterized. The record is from RefSeq and is a predicted model, not a curated record. Bases 615 to 2114 code for a protein of 499 amino acids. Lineage: Eukaryota; Fungi; Ascomycota; Eurotiomycetes; Chaetothyriales; Herpotrichiellaceae. The transcript is spliced from 2 exons.